This is a messenger RNA of Neocloeon triangulifer, 4088 nucleotides long. Its product is annotated as vascular endothelial growth factor receptor 1-like. Gene Ontology annotation, biological process: cell surface receptor protein tyrosine kinase signaling pathway; multicellular organism development; positive regulation of kinase activity. The transcript is spliced from 25 exons. Gene Ontology annotation, molecular function: transmembrane receptor protein tyrosine kinase activity; ATP binding. Bases 45 to 3983 code for a protein of 1312 amino acids. The record is from RefSeq and is a predicted model, not a curated record. Gene Ontology annotation, cellular component: signaling receptor complex. NCBI's taxonomy places the organism in Eukaryota, Metazoa, Arthropoda, Insecta, Ephemeroptera, Baetidae.
UUCCACUGGAGACGCAGUUCAACAAUUUCUCUGCAGUCGUAAAAAUGAAAUUGGAGUGGAGGCAAGUUGCAUUAGUGCUUUUAUUCUUAUCCACUGCAAAAUGCCUGGAAAACUACGAGGAGUAUGUGAUGAGCUCGACCAUCACCUUGUGGUGCGUUGGCGAAGGAGAAUUGACGUGGCGCUUCCACCCAGACUACCUUGUUAACAACUUUAAGGAGCUGCACGGCAAACAGGCAGCCUCGAGCAGCGUUGGUCAGCAAAGAGGCCGGGCGCUUUUAAAGUACAAACCCCAACGGUUCGUCAUUACCAUCGAAAAUGUCCAGCUGAAUGACACGGGCACUUAUUCGUGCUACGAAAAUGGAGUUAUGAAAAACUCUACUCACGUGUUUGUCCAUGAGGAUCAUGAGUGCGGGAAAGAGAUAGUUCCAUUAGAUGAUGCAGAAAUGGCCAACUUUGUAGUUGGUUACGGAGAAGAUUUCAUCAUCCCGUGCCGCACAACAAAGAAAAACGCAAAAGUUUCGAUCCGUGACCCACAUGAAAGUGACACUGCUUACGAAUUUGACCCCAAACUUGGUUUCAUCGUACGUAAUGCUUCUUUACGAGCACAUAACAAUUGGUGGGUCUGUGAAGCAGAAAAACCGCCUGAAUGUGAGGAUCCCUGGCAUGAAGACACAAUUCUUUUUACCGUCAAUGUUACCUUUGACGAGAAAUUGAUUCGGCCUCGCAUUAAAGAACUGAAGGAAAAUAUUGUAAGAGAAGGAGAUGGUAUUUGUCUCGAGUGCGAAAUUUAUUGUAAAGACGACAAAACCAAGUUGGUCUGGCUUUUUCCAAAUGGAACUGUGAUUCCGUCGAGCGAUCGCUUUGCUCUUCAAGAGUCGACGAAGAGGGCCGGUCGAGGCGUCGACAGCGUCGACCCAGUAACUUUGACUUUGGUGCUCAGUAUUUCAAACUUCACAGCCGUAGACGCCGGAGCCUACGUUUGCCAAGUGAAAGAUCGCAAAAACUUGACAGCGCGAAUUGUAUUAGAAACAAGUAAUGAAAACGUUGCGAAGCCAAGAUUAUAUCUGAGUAUUGACAAUAAGGGAGCCCAGGAAUUAGUUUUCAAUGAGACUCAAAUGCCAAAUACAGUGCGGUGGGUUGUGAAUUAUGCCCCAAGUGAUGCGACUGUGCAAUGGUUUUUGCCGGAUGGAAGACAAACUACGCAAAACUCGAAGCACAACAUUACCAAUUCCAGGUCCAAGAAGCAAAAAAGUUUCGUCAUUAACUCGCUGCACCCGAGCGACGCAGGAGUUCACAAAAUUGUUGCUAGCGUGAAUGGAAGCAGGGAAGAGCUCAAUCUCACACUAAGGAUAAUUGGGAAACCAAUCGUGCAUCUGAUGAAUUUGUCCUCAUUGUACUAUCCAGGGACUAGCUACGCUGUUGGUUGUCAAGUGAUAAACAAUCAGAACGCAGAUUUUACUUGGGAAUUCAAAUGCAUGAAUCAUAAUAAGAAAAUUGAUUGUGACACACUUCACAAACAUAAUCUUGGAUUCAGAAUACCCUCUAGUCCAUUGCACAUAUCUAAUGGAAGUUUUUCAUCGUAUUUCUUCCACGCAAAUAUGACCGGAAAUCUUACUUGCAAUGCUUGCAAUGAAAUGGGCUGCGGCUCCAAUUCUACUAUCAUGAUCGUCACCAAUAGGCGAAGUCUAAUACAAUUAGUUGUGAAACCAAACAAAGUUUAUGAAGGAGAUGAUGUUCAGAUUUCAUGCUACGUUCCUAAAUAUCCAUGCGUCAAAAAAUGGGAAUGGUCGUGCCAGAGAAACGAAAGCUUUGAACCGAAAAUUCUCAUAACCUCUGAUAGUGUUCGCAUCUCUAGCUCUGAGGACAAAUAUUCAUACUUCAGUGAAGUUACUAUCAGUCAAGUACAAUCUAACCAAUAUGGGAACUACAUUUGCAAGGCAAAGUGCGAGCAGGAAGGUGGUCAUGAAAUUCAACAUUCUUAUAGUCUAGACCCAAGAAGGGUAAUAACACCCAAAUUCCAGAAGCUAAAAUAUAGUAAGGAAAUUUCUGUGACUGAAGGAAAAUCUACUGAGCUAGAUUGUGAAGUUGAAGCAGACCCUCAGCCUUUAAUUCAAUGGUUUCGUAAUAUGGAACCAAUAAACGAAACUGAGCAAGGCGGUGGGCGCUUUAAAAUACCUUACGCAACUCUUUCUGACGAUGGGAAUUACGAGUGCAGAGUUUCAAGCAGGGGUAAUUACAUUUCCAGGGAAUUUCAUCUCAUAGUCACCACAAAAAGCUCGUGGAACCCUCUAGUCUUGAUUCCCAUAUUAAUAGUUCUUGUCCUGCUCAUGUCGGUUGUAAUUUACCUUCUACGCGCGGUCAAAAAGGAAAAGAUGAAAGUUCAACGCUUGACUGCCCAAGACGUGAAACUAUUCUUAGAGGGUGCGACGGAGAACAUCGACUUUACGAUGGCUCUGGACCAGCAAGCCGAUCUUUUGCCAUACAACCCCAACUACGAAUUUCCCAGGGAGCACCUUAAACUAGGUCGGCAACUUGGAAGCGGCGCUUUUGGCAGGGUUGUUCGCGCGGAGGCGAGUGCACCCCUGUUUGGCACCACGACUGAUUUUGAAAGUUCAGCCGCGGACGAACAAGAGCCGCAUAAUCCGACCAUCGUGGCAGUCAAAAUGGUCAAACCGAGCGCCGAGCUCUCGCAAAUCAAGGCGUUGAUGACCGAGUUGAAAAUUUUGAUUCACGUUGGAAAGCACCUGAAUGUAGUCAACUUGCUUGGCGCCUGCACCUCAAAUUUGAGCAACAAGGAGUUAUUAGUCAUUGUGGAGUACUGCCGCUUUGGAAAUCUGCACUCGUAUCUUCUAAGGCAAAGAGACAAUUUUGUGGAUCAGGUCAACCAUUUAAAGGACACCCUGGAUUUUUCAAUUGGCGCCAAAGACGAGGACGAAAUGCAUUACGAAAAUCACAGUGUGAUAAUGGAGCAGAAACAAGUUUUGUUCAAGAAUGAAACCAGGACGAUAAUUUACGAGCCCGACUGCGAUAACAAAUACCACGGGGAAGCGACGUCAACCACGGAUGGAAGCAGCGUCACCGAGCACUGGACCACAAAGUACAGGAGCGACUUCAAAGGCGAGCUCAAGCGGAUAACCACCAAAGACUUGGUUUGCUGGAGUUACCAAGUAGCUCGUGGCAUGCAAUAUCUCGCUUCGAGAAGGAUUGUGCACGCCGAUCUGGCUGCAAGGAAUAUUCUAUUAGCCGAGAAUAACGUGGUCAAAAUUUGCGACUUUGGUCUUGCUCGGAAUUUGUACAACGACGCAAAUUAUCUUAAAAAAGGAGACGAUCCCCUUCCGGUCAAAUGGAUGGCAAUUGAGUCAAUUCAGGACCGCGUUUUUUCAUCUGAAUCGGACGUUUGGUCAUUUGGAAUUGUGCUAUGGGAAUUUUUCACUUUGGCAAGAACACCUUACCCAGGGAUUCCUUUGGAUGAGUACUUUUUGCCAAGAUUAAGUGACGGGUAUCGCAUGGAGAAGCCACAAUACGCAACUUCACAAAUAUAUCGAAUCAUGAGGUCAUGCUGGGAUGGAAAUUCUUCUAAAAGACCUGACUUCAGCGAGCUCGUCAACAAAUUGGGCCAAAUUCUGGACGACAAUGUCAAACAAUUUUAUCUUGACCUAAGCGGCCCCUACAUAAGAAUGAACUCGCUUCAGCAGGAAAUCUAUGAGAAAGAAUUAAGACUCUCCUCUUCAAAAGAAACUCCAGCUCGAGUGUCUGAUGUGAAAAACUUAGGUUGCGAAGCAAACGGAAAGCAAAAUGCAGUCAACAACCCUAUGUACACUGUGCUACCUACAAAAACGGGUAGUUAUGUGAACUUGUCAAAAGGAAUCUCAAAAGAGGCAGAUGUUGAUUCUGAGGGCUAUGAAGGAUAUCUUAAAAUGAAUCCAUCUAAGAGUGAAAAAGCUUCAAUUUACACCUCGCGGGAGUCUAGUGUUAAUGUUUAAUGAAAGAUCAAAGACUAAUUAAUUCACAUACCAUUUCUCUCACAUUUUAUUUGCAUUAUUUUGACUGCUGUUAUAAAAUUAAAACAAACGUUUAUUUAUAUUACA